Molecule: messenger RNA, 2451 nt
Organism: Styela clava
Lineage: Eukaryota; Metazoa; Chordata; Ascidiacea; Stolidobranchia; Styelidae
Product: crystal protein-like
Source: RefSeq, a predicted model, not a curated record
UACACAGAUUGGUUUGUAUUUAUUGUUUAAAUAUAAUGGUUUCUAAAAUAUUAUUUGCCAUAGCAUUUUAUGGGAUUGUUAUUGUAGAAUCUCUAAAUGUACCAAAUGGCCCUAAUUUGUAUGAAUCAUAUAAACGCGAAGUACAAAGAAACCGAUUGAAAAUUGAAUCUGUUCGUGCAUCGAGAAGAAUUAGUGAAGUUACACUGGAUUUCCCUCAAGUAAACACCUCGUCGGGAUUAGUUUCUGGAGCAAAGACCACCGAAUCCAAUGCAUUUUGGGAGAUUCCUUAUGCUCAACCACCCAUAGGCCAGUUAAGGUUUCAGCCUCCUCAAAAAAUUACAACACCCCAUGAACAUAUAAAUGGAACUUCAAACAACUUCCUUCAAUGCUAUCAAUACGAAGAUGUUUGUAAAUCUGUCACUGAAGAACAAUGUAUUUUGAAUAUGAAAGAAGACUGUUUAAUUUUAAAUGUAUUCACGCCCUCGUCUUUGGAUUUGAGCGAUUCUUCUAAACCUCCAUCUGAUCGUCUUCCUGUAUUAUUCUAUAUUCAUGGAGGAUUUUUUACAAUAAAUUCAGGAACACAGCCGAGAACGGACGGACGAGAACUUGCCAAUUUCACAAAUACAGUGAUUGUUACCAUUAAUUACCGUUUAGGUCCUCUAGGUUUUUUGAUGCAUCAACAAGCAGGAGAAAAUAGCAUAGGUGGAAAUCAAGGAUUGAAAGAUCAGCAACUUGCUUUAGAAUGGGUCCAAGAAAAUAUUGAAAAUUUCGGAGGAGAUAAAACCAGGGUCACAAUAUUUGGAGACAGUGCUGGAGCGCAAUCUGUCAUGUUCCAUACACUUUCCCCCAUCAGUAAAAAUCUUUACACGAACUCAAUUCAACAAAGUAAUCCAGCUGCCUAUUCAUUUUAUUAUCCUUCACCGGAGAUGUCACUGAGGAUUACUAACAGAUUAUUACAAAGUUUAGGAUGUACCGGAGACGAAAGAGCUUGUUUAAUUAAUUCGUCCGCACAACAUAUUAUAAAUCAAACACAAUUGGUACAAGAUUGGACGGCUCAGGAAGAAGGUUUUGGGCUUUAUACAUUCGAAACUUAUCUACCUAUAAUUGAUGGGGUUGAAUUUACCGAUUGGCCGAUGGAGUUAUACAGGAGCGGAAAUUGGAAUUCUGAAAAAGAUAUGAUUAUCGGUGUUACUGCCGAAGAGUUCGACACCAUCAUGUUUUCCAUUCCAAAACAAUUCAACUACACUGAAAAUAUUUUUGCUGCCAAUGUUGAAGCAUUUGGUAUAGAAAUGGCAAGAAGCAUCGUUGACAAAUACAAGGAAAUAUAUCCACCCAAUCAAGGUGAAGAUUAUCGAGUAACUUAUGGAAAGCAGAUAACAGAAUACUUAUUCACAUGUCCAAAUAGGCAUAUGGCAAGAUUAGCAGCAAAUACGACAUCUGCUUCCGUGUAUUAUUAUGUUUUUGAUGAAAAGGUACUUUUUCUGGGUUGCUUUUAUGCGAAUGGAGGAAACGCCACUGGAUGUUAUUAUUCUUACCAUUCAGCUGAUGUGCCAUUUGUUUUCAGAACAGUUGAAGAAGUUAGCUUCGAAACCUACACGGAAGAUCACUUAUCUGUUGAGAAUCAAUUCAGCAUAUAUUGGGCUGGCUUCGCUCAAACAGGAAACCCGUCCAGUGGUUUGUUAAACUUUGAAGAAAAUUUUCCAUCAUGGCCUAAGUACAAUACCGGUGACGGUUCAAGUCAACCAUGGCCGUAUAUGUACAUCCGUUCGCAAUCUAGUGAGGUUAGGUAUGAAUUUAGAGCCGAAAUUUGUGACUUUUGGGAUGAUCUUGGUUAUGGAGGUCCAUUUAUUAAAAAUGUAUCUACCAUGGAAACGCCCAGUAAUUCAACAUCAAUGUUUACCGAGUCUUCAUCUGAAUCUACAACGAGUCACGCUUCAAGACUGAGUGUGAACACAAUAACGCUGGUUACCGAUCACAUGAUCGUAAUCACGUGCUACAUGAUGUCACGGCAUUAUUAACCUAGGUAUCACUGAUAUAAUGAUAUACCAUUAAUAUUAAAUUCACUACUUUUAUGAUUAUUUUAUAAAUUAAUAAAUAUCUGCCUACUAACAUAGUCAAAAUUGCAGCUUUAGUUCGGUAAAUAUUACUUUCUAGCGAUGCUACACGGAUCUUUUUAGUUGGACAGUAAUAAUAGCCACAGCAUGUGCCGUUUAAUCGUGUUUUUCAUAUAGUUCAUAGUACAUUCUUUACAGUUGUAAUUUAUUUUCCUUUGAAUUGCUGUUUUUGAAAAUUCUCAAUGAAACCCCGUAACUUUCUAUGUGUGUCAUUUUUUAUGCCCUAAUAAUUUAUCACAGGAUGAAGAUAAUAUAUAUUUGAAAUAUUCCUCAUAGAUUUUUUCAUUAACAGGAACACCACUUUGUUUAAUAUAUCGUAUGACUCUUCAAUAGUAAU